CGAGCUUUCAUCUGUAACUCUCAGCUUAACCAACCAAACUUUCGAAUCACUAUCGACUGUACUAUGACAGACAACGAGACUAAACCGCUGAGGCUGCUUUCCAUUGAUGGAGGCGGCAUCCGCGGCAUGUCCGCGCUGCUCAUCAUCCGCGAGAUGAUGAAACGUAUCGAACACGAGGAACGUCUCUCCUCGACUCCGGCCCCUCACGCGUACUUUGACAUGAUUGGCGGCACUGGUACUGGCGGGAUCAUCGCCCUCAUGCUCGGUCGUCUUCGCAUGUCGGUCGACGACGCAAUCAAGGAGUACGAUGGCUUCGUCAAGGCCGUGUACGUCGAUGGGCGGAAGCGUCGGGGCGAGGAGAUGUUCAGGGCGGAGGCCCUCAAGGAAAAGAUGCGCGGGAUUGUCGGUGCCUACUGCAGCGGCGCUAAAGAUGCCCGCAUGGUCGAGGACGACGGGUGUAAAGUAUUUGUGUGUGCCAGCUAUAAGGAUAAUGUGGCUCCGGGUAGGCCGUCUCUUCUUCGUACCUACAAGGUGUCGAGGAAUGCAGGACCCAACUGCAUGUUAUGGGAGGCUGCUCGUGCUACUACUGCUCAUCCUGGGCAUUACAAGCCCAUCACCAUCUCUGAUGGAGUGGUUAACCACGAAUAUGUUGAUGCGGGCAUGGGCUCGAACAAUCCCUGCCGUGUCUUGCUUGAUGAAGCUGCAUCUGUGUACCCGACCCGUAGUCUCGGGGCUGUGGUCAGCAUUGGGACUGGUCGUGCACAGACCAUUGGUGUACCUGCAGGUGGUGUCCGUGAUAGAAAGCUGUUGUCUUCGGACCUGCUUGGUGUCCUCCGUGAUGUUGCUGUGGACUGUGAGAGGGUAUCAGAGGAGAUGGUGAAGCACUUCCUCCACUACCCGGAGUUGUACUUCUGGUUCAAUGUGAUGCAUGGCAUGCAGAAUGUAUCCUGGGAUGCAUGGGACAGGCAGAGUGCAGUUGCUGCCCACACUGCAGAUAUCUGCAGAUGAUGGAUGUUAAUUCUCGAGUUGAUGUAUGUGUUCAAGUGG
Molecule: messenger RNA, 1047 nt
Organism: Coniophora puteana RWD-64-598 SS2
Lineage: Eukaryota; Fungi; Basidiomycota; Agaricomycetes; Boletales; Coniophoraceae
Product: FabD lysophospholipase-like protein
Exons: 4
Coding region: 64-1008 (314 amino acids)
Biological process (GO): arachidonate metabolic process
Cellular component (GO): membrane
Source: RefSeq, a predicted model, not a curated record